AUGGACGACGACUUUGAUUUUGACCGCGCAGCCUCCGCCUUUCCUGAUAUUGACCUGGACGGGCAGGGUGACGUACCCUUGCCACCAGCCCCCGCUGCCAGCAGUGGCUUCUCAUUUGAUGAUUUCGGGAGUCCACUGGCACAGACCGAAGUGAAGGUCACAGGCGAUGAUGAGAUUGAGAAGUUCGAGGAUCAGUUUCCAGAGCUGAACAUCGGGCAGUCUGUUUCUUCUCCCGCACACACCCUGCCCACUUUUGGUGCUCCUCCUCCAUUUGCUCCUCGCCCACAGCCAUCAGCAUUUUCAUCUACACCCAUCCUCAACCAGCAACUUGAUGAGGAUGAGCCUGAAGUUAUCAGGAAAUGGCGCGAGAACCAUAAGGCCAAACGCCAACAAACUAUUGGGAAGGCGGAACAUGCUAUUGACCAAUUCUAUGAGGAAUACGCAGCAAAGAAGGAGCGAACUAUCCGCGAAAAUAAGGACGAGGAAGCAGAUUUCCUAGAGUCACUAUCUUCAUCUCUCACCAAAGGGACGACUUGGGAGCGUAUUUGCGAGAUCGUGGAGCUGCAAAAUUCCCAGAGCAAAACAAUUGCAAGAGCUGGUCCUGGCACCACUGACCUUUCGCGGUUCAAAGAAGUGCUGUUGCGCCUGAAGCGCGAGGGAACUGCUGCUCCCGGCGCAGCUGGUUAUUAG
Suillus bovinus is the source of this 690-nucleotide messenger RNA. Its product is annotated as clathrin light chain. The coding region runs from base 1 to 690 and encodes 229 amino acids. Gene Ontology annotation, molecular function: structural molecule activity; clathrin heavy chain binding. Lineage: Eukaryota; Fungi; Basidiomycota; Agaricomycetes; Boletales; Suillaceae. Gene Ontology annotation, cellular component: clathrin coat of coated pit; plasma membrane; clathrin coat of trans-Golgi network vesicle. The record is from RefSeq and is a predicted model, not a curated record. The transcript is spliced from 5 exons. Gene Ontology annotation, biological process: clathrin coat assembly; intracellular protein transport; clathrin-dependent endocytosis.